Molecule: messenger RNA, 1365 nt
Organism: Cyphellophora attinorum
Lineage: Eukaryota; Fungi; Ascomycota; Eurotiomycetes; Chaetothyriales; Cyphellophoraceae
Exons: 1
Coding region: 1-1365 (454 amino acids)
Source: RefSeq, a predicted model, not a curated record
AUGAAGACGACAUUCAACUUCCACAAACACGGCAUCAAAGCCACCGCCAUACCAGGCUUCAGCUCAACAGUAUACACUGCAGCAUACACCUUAGAAGCCAUCGAACCCAAGGAGCAAUUCGCAGGCGGUGCCGCGGAGCGGCACUGGUUCCCGAUGAAACAGAUGAUCCACUCCGCCGCCCAAGACAGAAUCACACAGCAAAAGAAAAUCAUGCUUCGGUGGGAGGCUUCACCACAGAAGGUUGCAUGGCAGAACGUGUUUGAAUCCGACUUGACAAACACGGCAAUCACGACUCAGGAGAGUUCUCCGCCUACCGAGUCUAUGUCUACGUCUGAAGAAACUGAAACCAGCGUUCCAAGGCCCAAGAAGCGUAGACGUCUGACCAAGGAAGAGAAGUUCCUCAGAGCGAUCAAGCAACACGAAAGGUUCCUACGUCUCUAUCAGCAAAAGCCAUCAAUUGCAAUGCCCUCGGAAUCAUUCCCACCGGGAUCUAUGGGCUUCGUGACAGCAUACGAGCGUGAACAAGAAGAAGCGAAAGCACGACGACGUCGCAAGUGGGAAGAAAAGCAUGCGGCAGUCGCCGCUGAAGCCCUCAAAGCUCAGGAAGAGGCAGCGGCAUCCCAUUUUGAUAUCCUCGAGAGGCAUACGUCCAUUGUGCAUUCCAGCGUGACUACUGCCGGCACUGACAUCGCCAAUGACGAAGCCUUCUCCGCUCCAGAUGCUUCUUCUGCCAUAUGGUCUACCUUCGACCCUCGAUCGCUGUCGAGGCACAGCAAGCCCCUCCGGCCAACAGGUUUGACCAUCUUCGACGACGCAUCAGACCCUACGACCAAGCCUGACAAACAACUCGAGCGCAAGCCACAACAUCCGCGACUACGUCUGUUGAUGCCAACUCAGUCCAAGAUACGCCGCGCCGCAUCACAGCCUGGCCCGAUCUGCUCUAAUGUUGAUCCUCGGUUUCUGUCGAGGCACAGCAAGCCCCUGCGGCCGACAGGUUUCACCGUCUUUGACGAUGCAUCAGACCCAUCGACUAAGCCAGACGAACAACCCACAUACAACCCGCAACAUCCACGACUCCGGCUGCUGAUGCCGACCCAGCUCAAAACACGCCCGACGGAUUCACAGCCUGGCGAUCCCAGUCUCCAGACAGACGCUGAUAACGCUGACGUGAUGCUGGCUGCUUGGGGCCAAAGGCACGGCCUGGAGGGUGAACGGACGUACAUCGAGCAGGAAGGCGAUAGGAAGCGUCCUGCAGAUUUCGAUGCUUCCGAUGAGAACUCGAAGAGGGCAAGAACAGACUCGAGUCCCCAACCGAAACUACGGGAAGCGAGGACUCGGAAGGUCCCUGCCAGAUAUCGGGACUAA